AUGAAUCUCUCGCUGGUUGAUCCCUUUGUCCUCGCGCAGGACUGUCCCGAUGUCAUUACCGGCCGCCUACGCAGCGGCCACUCGACGUCAAUUCGCUUCAGCCACCGCGGCGACCUACUUGCAUCCGGGCGGCACGACGGCAUAGUCGUCAUAUUCGACAUCGAGACAAACGGCGUUGCGCGCAAGCUUCGCGGCCACACGCGCCAAGUCCAGUCACUUAGCUGGUCGACCAACGAUCGCUAUCUCCUCAGUGCCGGUCAGGACUGGAAGUGCGUGCUAUGGGAUUUGAAGGAUGGCUCGCGGGUGCGCACUGUCCGCUUCGAGGCGGCCAUAUUCAUAGCAGAGCUGCACCCCAAGAACCAUAUGGUCUUCGUGGCUGCCCUCUUCGAAGACCAGCCCGUCAUCGUCGACAUGUCCGAGGAAGUCCCCGUCAAACAUUCCCUAUCGUCCGCGCCCCGUCGAACCGACAUAGAGCGCGAGAAUGCUUCUGAAAAGCAGACGGCACAGGACGCGAAGCAAACGACUACGAUGACGCUUUUCUCGCCCACUGGCCAACACAUCAUAGCCGGCACAAACAAGGGGUGGCUGAACAUCAUCGACACCGAGGCACACGCAGUACGCUACUCAUUCCGGGUUACCAAUAACAUCAUCGUGUACAUUCGCUUGACACCCUCGGGCAGAGACGUUGUGCUCAACUCCAGCGAUCGCAUUGUCAGGACACUUCAUUUGCCCGACCUGAGCGACCCAAAGUUGGACUUCGACACCCUCCAGCUGGAAGUUGAACACAAGUUCCAAGAUCUCGUGCAGAGGCUUUCUUGGAACCAUGUAUCAUUCAGUCCUUCAGGCGAAUACGUCACUGCCUCUACCUGGAUGAAUCAUCACAUCUACGUAUGGGAACGUGGACAGGGUAGUCUGGUCAAGAUCCUGGAAGGCACCAAGGAAGAAUUGUCCGUGGUCGAGUGGCACCCAUUCCGGCCCUUCGUCGCUGCUGUUGGAGUGGAUUCUGGCCGCGUCUGGCUCUGGUCCAUUCUCCAGCCCCAACGCUGGUCUGCCCUUGCACCAGAUUUCGUCGAAGUAGAAGAAAACGUGGAGUAUAUCGAGCGCGAAGACGAGUUCGACAUCCAGCCUCUCGAAGAGCUACACAAGCGCCGUCUCAAUGCGGAAGACGAGGAAGUCGAUGUCCUCACGGUAGACCCAGUUAAGACCUCGGCUACGGAAUUUGGACCGGCUAUAGGAGACGCAGAAUUCAGGAUGCCCGUGUUAUUGGAUAUCGAGGCUAGUGAUAGUGAGGACGAAGUGGUGGCAGUGGGCGCGGGUCAGUACAGACGGCGUAGUCCUGGUGCUGGCAGAGAAUGGAUGAAUGAUGACGUGGCAGUCAGCGGUGAUGAGGCACGAAGAGCAAAUGGUACUACAGUGAAUGGUACCAAGAGACGACGAGCCGGAUGA
Messenger RNA from Alternaria atra, 1446 nucleotides. RefSeq lists its product as uncharacterized. The transcript is spliced from 4 exons. The record is from RefSeq and is a predicted model, not a curated record. Gene Ontology annotation, molecular function: protein binding. Lineage: Eukaryota; Fungi; Ascomycota; Dothideomycetes; Pleosporales; Pleosporaceae. Bases 1 to 1446 code for a protein of 481 amino acids. Gene Ontology annotation, cellular component: Set1C/COMPASS complex.